AUGGUCUUAUGUUUAAGGGUUAAGCUUAAGGUUACUGAUAGUAUCAGGGGAUCCUUGGCAGACUCAUAUGCAGUACUCCCUCAAUACUGUACAACCUUGCUUGCAAGCAACCUUGGGUCUGUAUUGAAGCUGCAUGCCCCACUUGCCUCAAAAGAAUACACAUAUGGGGUUUUCAAGAGAGUCUUCAUAUGCCUUGUAGGUCCAAGGGAUGGGUUCUUGAAUGGUUGCAAAAAGAUAAUUGGGCUGGAUGAAGUUGAAAGCAGAGACAAUUGGACAUGGUUCUUAGUUGAGUUAAGAGAUUCUCUAGGUAUUGAUGACCCACACAGGUCGACAUUUAUGUCGGAUAGGAAGAAGGGCAUUGUUGAAGCAGUAUCAUGUUGCAUGACUAGUGCAAAUCAUAGGGGCUAUUUACGGUAUCUAUAUAGCAACUUCAAAAAGCUAUUCAAGGGGAAGAUUGGGGAGGCCAGAGCAAUGUUGAUUGUUGAGAUGUUGGAAGACGUAAGGAAAAGAUGGAUGCAGAAGAUUUAUUAUAGACACAAGGCAUCCGGUGCACUUAAGUCUGAUUUGUUGCCUAAAGUGCAAGCAAUCAUUGACAAGAGAUCAAGGGAAGCUAGGUCUGUUAGGAUUUUCCAAUCAGGGCAAUAUGUGUUUCAAACACUUGGAGGUGACUUGGUUGAAAAUGUCACCAAGAUUGAUUUAAUGUCAUGUACAUGUAAUGUUUGGGAUAUAAGUGGCCUACCUUGUACUCAUGCACUUGCAGUGCUUAGUUUUACAAGAGGUAGGGUGGAGGACCUAUGUGACAAGGCCUUUCACAAGGCAACAUAUGAAAAGGUGUACAGUCAUUUUAGUCAUGCUCUACUGGGACAGAAAUAUUGGCAAUAA
Molecule: messenger RNA, 882 nt
Organism: Nelumbo nucifera (sacred lotus)
Lineage: Eukaryota; Viridiplantae; Streptophyta; Magnoliopsida; Proteales; Nelumbonaceae
Molecular function (GO): zinc ion binding
Source: RefSeq, a predicted model, not a curated record